AUGCUUGAAGUGGAGUUAUUUGAUGUGUGGGGUAUUAACUUUAUGGGUCCAUUUGUGAGUUCUUACGGAAUGAAGUAUAUUCUGGUGGUUGUUGAUUGUGUUUCUAAAUGGGUCAAAGCUGCUGCAUUGGCUGACAAUAAGGGAAAGAGAGUUGUUGCUUUCCUCAAAAAGAACAUAUUCUCUUGCUUUGGAGUACCAUGCACUAUCAUAUGUGAUGGAGGAUCUCAAUUUUGCAACAAAUUAUUUCAGGCAUCUCUGGCGAAGUAUGGUGUUAAACAACACAGAGUGGCUACUCCAUACCACCCACAAACCAGUGGGCAGACACCUAUUGGAAUGUCACUGUUCCAAUUGGUCUAUGGAGAAGUAUGCCAUUUGUCAAUAGAGCUAGAGCACAAGGCUUUAUGGCUACUCAAGAAGUUGAAUUUGAAUUGGAAGAAAGCUGCAGAACUGAGAUUAGGGCAACUAAAUGAGAUGGAUGAAUUCCGUCUCAGGGCAUGUGAACAAGCACAUUUGUAUAAAAAAAAAAUGAAAAAGUACCAUGACUGGAAGAUAGAGAAGCGAGAGUUCAAAAAAGAGGACUUGGUGCUUUUGUCUAAUUCCAGAGUUAAGUUGUUCCCAGGAAAGAUGAAAUCUAAGUGGUCAGUUCCUUUUAAAGUGAAUCGAGUCAACUCAUCUGGAGUAGUGGAGCUUGAAAAUGAAGAUGGCAGUACAUUUAAAGUAAAUGGGAAACGGGUAAAGCUUUACAUUGGACCAGAUGAAUCAGUAAAAAGCAUCAUCAUUAUUUCUCUCGAUGAUGUAUGA
This is a messenger RNA of Capsicum annuum, 801 nucleotides long. RefSeq lists its product as uncharacterized. The transcript is spliced from 2 exons. Gene Ontology annotation, molecular function: nucleic acid binding. The record is from RefSeq and is a predicted model, not a curated record. The coding region runs from base 1 to 801 and encodes 266 amino acids. Gene Ontology annotation, biological process: DNA integration. Lineage: Eukaryota; Viridiplantae; Streptophyta; Magnoliopsida; Solanales; Solanaceae.